Balaenoptera acutorostrata (minke whale) is the source of this 4109-nucleotide messenger RNA. It is a transcript of the gene KATNAL2, whose product is annotated as katanin catalytic subunit A1 like 2. NCBI's taxonomy places the organism in Eukaryota, Metazoa, Chordata, Mammalia, Artiodactyla, Balaenopteridae. Bases 80 to 1804 code for a protein of 574 amino acids. The transcript is spliced from 18 exons. Gene Ontology annotation, molecular function: ATP hydrolysis activity; protein binding; ATP binding. The record is from RefSeq and is a predicted model, not a curated record.
CCGCCAUCGGUGGAUGUACAGGUCAGCCGAGAAACUGGUUCCUUUUCUCCCUUCUCUCGGUCCCUAACACAGUGUCCUGAUGGAGCUUUCUUACCAGACUCUCAAAUUCACGCAUCAGGCGCGGGAAGCGUGCGAGAUGAGGACAGAAGCACGACGAAAAAAUCUUCUUAUUUUGAUUUUGCAUUAUUUAACACAAGAAGGAUAUAUUGAUGCAGCCAAUGCUUUGGAACAAGAAACUAAACUGGGGUUACGACGCUUUGAAGUUUGUGACAACGUUGAUCUUGAAACUAUUUUGAUGGAAUAUGAGAGCUAUUAUUUUGUAAAAUUUCAGAAAUACCCCAAAAUUGUCAAAAAGGCAUCAGACACAGCAGAAAAUAAUUUACCACAAAGAAGUGGAGGGAAGACCAGAAGAGCGAUGAAUGACAGUUGUCAAAAUCUUCCCAAGAUCAGCCAGCAGAGGCCACGGUCCAAAACCACGGUGGGGAAGCCAGGGGGCAGCAAGCCCCUCCACAGGGAGCAUCCUAAACAGGAGCUUGUCAAUCACACUCACAAGGAGAGUGCUGACUUUGGCUUAAGUAUAUCUGGAAUCAACAAAGGCAGUGGAGAAGAAAACGUCCACCCACGAGAAGGCCAAAUCAUUGACUUCCGAGGGCUGCUCACAGAUGCCAUAAAAGGAGCAACCAGCGAACUUGGCUUGAACAGCUUCGACUGUAACCCAGACCCUUCAGAACGAUUGUUGAAACCUCUGAGUGCAUUUAUUGGCAUGAACAGUGAGAUGCGAGAAUUGGCAGCCGUGGUGAGCCGGGACAUUUAUCUCCAUAAUCCAAACAUAAAGUGGAAUGACAUUAUUGGACUCGAUGCAGCCAAGCAGUUAGUCAAAGAAGCUGUUGUGUAUCCUACAAGGUACCCACAGCUGUUUACAGGAAUUCUUUCCCCCUGGAAAGGACUGCUGCUCUACGGACCUCCAGGUACAGGAAAGACUUUGCUGGCCAAAGCUGUGGCUACGGAAUGCAAGACAACCUUCUUUAAUAUUUCUGCAUCUACCAUCGUAAGCAAAUGGAGAGGGGAUUCAGAAAAACUUGUUCGGCUCACUGGGCUGAGCCAGUUGUCUUGGCUGAAUGAAAUAGGAUUCUGUGAAAGGAAAACACUUCCGCAUGAGCAUGGAGGGACCACACACACACAAGGAUCGGUGAAGGUGUUAUUUGAACUUGCCCGCUAUCACGCCCCCUCCACCAUCUUCCUGGACGAGCUGGAGUCAGUGAUGAGUCAGAGAGGCACGGCUCCUGGGGGAGAGCACGAAGGAAGCCUGCGGAUGAAGACAGAGUUACUGGUGCAGAUGGAUGGGCUGGCUCGCUCCGAGGAUCUCGUGUUUGUCUUAGCAGCCUCCAACCUGCCGUGGGAGCUAGACUAUGCCAUGUUGCGGCGCCUGGAGAAGAGGAUUCUGGUGGACCUCCCGAGCCAGGAGGCCAGGCAGGCCAUGAUCCACCACUGGCUGCCCCCCGUGAGCAGGGGCAGCGCCCUGGAGCUGCGCGCGGAGCUGGAGUACAGCCUGCUGAGCCGGGAGAUGGAGGGCUACUCGGGCUCGGACAUCAAGCUAGUCUGCAGGGAAGCAGCCAUGCGGCCUGUGAGGAAGAUCUUCAACGCCCUUGAAACUCAGCAGUCAGAGAGCAGCAGUUUACCUGGGAUCCAGCUGGAUACAGUGACCACUGCUGACUUUUUGGAUGUGCUAGCCCACACCAAGCCUUCAGCAAAAAAUCUGGCUCAGAGAUACUCAGCCUGGCAAAGCGAGUUCGAGUCUGUGUGAAAUCACAUUUACCCUGACUUGGCCACAAAGACAACUACAGAGGCCUCCUCGUUAAUUAGUGUAAGUGGAAGAAGAACAUUAUGCUUGGAAUAGAAAACAGAAAAUUAUUCUUGAAGACUGGAUUAAUUUGGACAACUGUACCAUUUUGGAAAUAUAUAUUUUCAUGGUCGAUGUCAGCAAAAUAUUGAAGAUUCCAAUUACAGGCUGACCACAACCAACUGCCAGUCAGAAAAGAAGGCAGAAGGCUUCCCUGGUGGCGCAGUGGUUGAGAGUCUGCCUGCCGUUGUGGGGGACGCGGGUUCGAGCCCUGGUCUGGGAAGAUCCCACAUGCCGCGGAGCGGCUGGGCCCGUGAGCCGCAAUUACUGAGCCUGCGCGUCUGGAGCCUGUGCUCCGCAACAAGAGAGGCCGCGAUGGUGAGAGGCCCGCGCACCGCGAUGAGGAGUGGCCCCCGCUUGCCACAACUAGAGAAAGCCCUCGCACAGAAACGAAGACCCAACACAGCCAUAAAUAAAUAAAUAAAUUAAAAAAAGAAAAGAAGGCAGAGCCAAUGGAGACCAGCUAGGGGAGGUGGGCCUACAAGACCCUGGCAUAGGACCAGUUUUCAUACUUGGUGUAAAUCCUUAGUUAUGUGACCUAAAGAAAGGAAAUGUUCAUGGGAACAAUACCCGAGAGGAAAAUAGUUAUCUGAGGGUUUCCUCAAUGACCAGAUCAUAAAAUGAUGAGGAAUGACAAGAGUCUGAAAAUUCAGAUACAGGGGAGGAUGAGGAGUGUGGCUGUUUUUCCUGACUCCCUGAUAUAUCCUCUUUUUUGCUUCCAUCAAAGGGCAUGUUUCUGGGAAGACGGUGAUCAUUUUGAAUUAGAAAUGUGAAAAAACAAUACUGUUAAUUCUAGAGUGACUGGAGUCACUAUCUGCAAGGCUCCAAUGGUUCACUCCAGACGCCCAGCAUGACAAAACUGUUCCCAUUCUUUGUUCACACAGGGCCUGGAAAAUACUUCUUAUUCAAUUGUAGCAACAUCUAUGUUUUCUUGUUCCUCUUUUUAAAUUCAAAAUAGCUUUUAUGCAACCACAUUUUCUUGAACAUCACAGUCAUGAGUAAAUAUACUCUUUCUAAAAAAUUUCCCAGUGGCAGCUCGUCGGUGACUUAGUGUUUAAAUCUUCCCUUUUCUGAACAGCCUGUAUGAAGCCAGGCAUAUGAACUCACAGAGCCAUCUACGGAACCACUUAAUUGCUAUUUAACUGGUAACAGCCCAAUGACAAUUCUCGGACCAGACUCCUGGCUGUUAUCCUCAAACACGUGCUAUUAGUUUUAAGCUCAGCAGGUGCCAGCUGGGGGCAGGUGCAGGGGAGACCUUUUAAUUUUAUCUGGAAAGGCUCAUCAAGUUCCGAGUGCAACAGCACACAAGCCCACACACAGCUCCCAUUGACUAUUCUUUCCGUACCUUGAAAGGACUUUAUUAAUCACACUCCACAGUGUAAUACGCAUAUACUGUGAGAGCUAGAAGGGACCAGUCCAGCCCCAUCAUCCGUAAAUGGCCCAAAGAGGUGAAGGGCCUUGCCCAGAGUCUCACAGUCAGUGUAGAGCUGAGACCAAGACCCAGGACACCAAACUGUUCCACUGUUGCCAUGAUACCGUAUUAGCUGAGUCUCCCCUAUUAGGUUCUUUCCCUUUCCUUAAAUUUAUUUGAGGGAUCACACCCGGUUUACCUAAUUUUGGUACAGGAAAUUGUUACUAAAACAGUAAGUGAAAAGACAAAAGUUUUUUGUGUGUUUUUAAAAAAAAUGUAAACAUUAACACAAAGUAUCACAUCACUUAGCUAGCCAGUUGCUAAAAGAUCAACAUCAUCUUAUAGCUGGUGCAAAAAGAAAACAUAUUUUUACAGAGCCCCACAUCAAUGGUCUUUUGGUCAACUUUGGUGAUUUGUAUAUCCAGAAAAUCAUACAAAUGCUAAUGGUCAAUUGUGUAUUGUUAUCUCUGUGUAACUGUUAAAAUACCUCUGAACUCUGAUCUGAUCUUCCUAGCUUUGCACAGCACGGGCCCUUUCACAUUGUCUUUUUUCCCUGCAAUCCUAAGCCCAUUUUAUUUUUGCUUUGUGGCAGAAAGAGAAUUAAAGUGCCCAGUGGGCUUUGCCAUUUCUUCAAAGACUGUUCUUUAAGCAGUUGUGUAUUCUACCAUUCUGUUUUAGAGAAACAGAGUAUUAUACUGAAGAUACAUACCAGUUUUGACUAAGAUGCCCAGCAUGCCGACAUUCUGAGCCCCACCAACAUCAUCCCUGCAAUCCUAGAAAAGCAUAACGAAGCAUUUA